CAAGAGCUUCAUGGAUUUUAAAUGUGUACCAGGAUUUCUUCCUCCCUCAGAAUGAAAGUGUUUGUGCCUGCAACAAAUGUUUAAUGGAAUAUGACCCAUGGCUUAGUGAACUUAUGAAAGAAUCUCCUGAGCCCUUUCUAUCACCCACAAACAAUAUCUCAGAGGAUACAUUUAACUGGUGGAAGCGCAUACAGACAGACAGACGCAACUUCGCUUUCUACAAUAAAACAGUGGACAAGGUUUUUCAGAUCUUCCCAACCAAAGUCAAUUUCACAAGAUCCAGCCCUGACCUUUGUAGAACUUGUGCUGUGGUUGGGAAUUCUGGUAAUCUCAAUGGAUCGCAUUAUGGACCACUGAUAGACUUUCAUGAUAUUGUUAUAAGAAUAAACCGUGGGCCCACAAAAGGCUUUGAAAGAGAUGUUGGAAACAAAACAACAUACCAUGUGAUGUAUCCAAGGAGUUUCAAAAAUUUGGACAACACCACACAUCUUGUGUUUUUUCCAUUCAAAAUUUCCGAUCUACUGUGGCUUAUCCGGUCUUUUACUCAAAGUUCAGAGUACUCAGCCUUCUUGGAGUCCCUGGGUGGGGUACUGGAGGGUGCUCCCCCUGAGGACUCUGUUGUCCUACUGGGAGAUUUCAAUGCUCAUGUGGGCCAUGACAGCAAGACCCAGAGGGGCGUGAUUGGGUGGUGGAGAGGGAGGACAAUGGACAGACCUGGUGCACCUAAACGCACAGUGGGGGUGUGCUGGGAACGCCUAGCAGAGGUCUGUGAGAUCCUCAACAGCAUUGAGUCCAAAUGGACCAUGCGGCCACAGCUCAGUGCAGCGGCUUCUGCAAUGGAGAUGCUGAACAAGCAUGGGAGGUAUCCAUCCACUGGCUUUCUGGCUUUGGUUCUCAGCUUGUACUUGUGUGAUGAGGUUAGUGUGUUUGGAUUUGGAGCAGACAAGAAUGGAAACUGGAAUCAUUACUAUGAGCAAAUCAGAAACACACGUCUGAAAACUGGACAACAUGCUGGAAGGGUGGAAUAUCAAUAUAUCGAGAAACUUCAUAAGCAACGGAAAAUUCAUUUUUUCAGAGGAUGGUAAUCUGGCUUUUGGUGUCUCUCAGGGGCAUUAAGAUAAGCAGCCCCCAGAACUGUAGAAUUAAAAUACUUAAGAAUAGUAGAUCUAAAAAGAAAAAAAAAUGUGUAGUUUUGUUCAUUAGUUGUGUGUUGGUUAUCAGAGAUUACUUAUUUUUGGAAGUGUU
Messenger RNA from Neolamprologus brichardi, 1245 nucleotides. The record is from RefSeq and is a predicted model, not a curated record. Lineage: Eukaryota; Metazoa; Chordata; Actinopteri; Cichliformes; Cichlidae.